This is a messenger RNA of Perkinsus marinus ATCC 50983, 540 nucleotides long. RefSeq lists its product as hypothetical. The record is from RefSeq and is a predicted model, not a curated record. Bases 1 to 540 code for a protein of 179 amino acids. Lineage: Eukaryota; Perkinsozoa; Perkinsida; Perkinsidae. The transcript has a single exon.
AUGGACGACCUGCCACCCCGCAAUUUGACUGCCGAGACCGCACUGCAUCACAGGCCACUUUGCUGCUACGCCGACGCCACGGGGUACGGUCGGAUUGGCACAUUCACCCCCGCGAACAAUAUGCAUCCCGCGUACUUUGGCUUUUCCAAAAUCAAGUUUCGCGAGCAUACCGAUCUUAUCCACAUCAACUUACUAGAACUUAUCGCAUCCGCCUCUGCGUUACACACCUUCUCCCAGUACCACUCUGGAGCUGUUAUGAUCUUCACUGAUAAUACCACGGUGCAAUACUUGAUCCACAAGGGCUCUAGCGCCUCCACCACCGUCAACGAAGCCAUCUCCGAUUUCUGGCUUCACACCGCGGCAGUAGGCCCUUCUCGUCUUUUUGCUCUCCGUGUUCCUUCGUAUAGCAACCCAGCUGAUGCCGUCUCUCGUCAACAGUUCUCAGCGCCAUGGUUAUGCGACGCCAUUCGGUUACCGAUAGCCUUCCCCCCGUGGGUCUCUAAAUAUGAUACUCCGAAGGAGGCCACCUCUCUUGCCUGA